AUGUCUUCAUCUACCACAGUUUUCGUUUCUGGUGCUUCAGGUUUUGUUGCUCAAACUUUAGUCAAGCAAUUGAUCGAAAAAGAUUAUAAAGUUGUUGGUACUGUUAGAUCCAAUGAAAAAGGUGACUCUUUAAAAGAAAAUUUGAAAGCUGCUAAAUUGGCUUCAGAAAAUUUCACUUAUGAAAUUGUUAAAGAUAUUUCUGUUAAAGGUGCUUUUGAUGAUGCUUUAAAGAAACAUCCAGAAGUUACUGUUUUCUUACAUACUGCUUCUCCAUUCCAUUUCAACAUUACUGAUAUUGAAAAAGAAUUAUUAACUCCAGCUGUUGAAGGUACUAAUAAUGCCUUACAAGCCAUCAAAACUUAUGGACCACAAGUUAAACGUGUUGUUGUCACUUCUUCAUAUGCUGCUAUUGGAAGAUUUGGUGAUUUAGCUGACCCAUCAAUCCCAGCUAAUGAAGAAUCUUGGAAUCCAAUCACUUGGGAACAAUCAUUGGCUGAUCCACUUUCUGGUUAUGUUGCAUCCAAGAAAUUUGCUGAAAAAGCCGCAUGGGAUUUUGUUGAAAAGGAAAAACCAAAUUUCACUCUUUCUGUUAUUAAUCCAGUUUAUAUUUUUGGUCCACAAGCUUUUGAAAUCAAAAAUAAAUCCCAAUUAAACACAUCAUCAGAAAUUAUUAAUGGAUUAUUGAAUUCAAAACCAAAUGAUACAUUCACUAAUUUAACUGGUUAUUUUAUUGAUGUUAGAGAUGUUGCUAAAGCUCAUAUUGUUGCUUUUGAAAAAGAUUCAAUUCAAGGUAAAAGAUUAAUUUUAGCUGAAUCUCCAUUUACAACUCAAAGUAUUUUGGAUUUGAUUCAUAAAGAUUUCCCUCAAUUGAAUUCUAAAUUACCUAAAGGUGAUCCAUCUCAAGCUGAUGCUUGGAAGAAAGGUGAAAGUAGAAUUGAUAAUGAAAAGACUAGAGAAUUACUUGGAUUCAAAUUUAUUGAUUUCAAAAAAUCUAUAGAUGAUUCUGUUGUUCAAAUCAUUGGUUAA
Molecule: messenger RNA, 1026 nt
Organism: Candida dubliniensis CD36
Lineage: Eukaryota; Fungi; Ascomycota; Pichiomycetes; Serinales; Debaryomycetaceae
Gene: GRP2
Product: Grp2p
Exons: 1
Coding region: 1-1026 (341 amino acids)
Molecular function (GO): oxidoreductase activity, acting on the CH-OH group of donors, NAD or NADP as acceptor
Source: RefSeq, a predicted model, not a curated record